This is a messenger RNA of Owenia fusiformis, 5312 nucleotides long. NCBI's taxonomy places the organism in Eukaryota, Metazoa, Annelida, Polychaeta, Sabellida, Oweniidae. The record is from the annotation of a GenBank genome assembly.
AUGACUAAAGAACAUAGGAAAAUUAAUAAGUCUUUUUUAUUCUCACUUUUCAACACUACGCACUGGCGUUUUGGCGUACAUUGUUCCUACGCCACUGCGGGUAUACCAAGUAGGUCAUCUAUUGCCCAAGUAUAUGUUCAUGUAACACCAAUAAAUGAACACACUCCAAUUUUCUCAUCGCCCACUGGUUAUUCAUCAUCAAUUAGUGAAGGCGCUCCUUUAGGAACAAUGCUCAUGACCUUGUCUGCUUCAGAUGAUGAUUCUGGUUCACAUGGUCAAGUAAGAUAUUCUUUUUUAUCUGGAAAUGCAAAUGGUGAUUUUGCGAUUGUCUCGAGCAAUGGAGAAAUCGUUACAACAAGUAGGUUAGAUAGAGAAACUACUGAUUCAUAUACAUUUACUGUAAGGGCUUCAGAUAGUUCACCCGGCAGCGCAGAUGAACGAUCUGUUGAUGCAACAGUUAAUGUGAUGAUUACUGAUGCUAAUGACAAUGCUCCAAUCUUCUCACCAUUGGUGUACACAACAACUUUGCUUGAAGGAGCUGGUGUUGGAACGAUAGUGGAAGCAGUGACAUCGACAGACAGGGAUCUUGGUACCAAUGCGGUUACAACAUACAGCAUUACAGCUGGAAAUAGUGAUGAUAAGUUUGCAAUGGUUAGUAAUGAGAUUGUUACAACAGGUGCACUAAACCAGACUAACAUUGCUCAAUACCGAUUAGAGAUCACUGCAACAGAUCGUGGAAUUCCUCCACUAAGCUCGGUUGCACAUGUAGUAAUAAAUGUCCUUGUCCAGAAUGACUAUACACCUGUAUUUAAUGAGUACACACGAACAGUGUCCAUUCUGGAAAAUAUCCCCAUUGGGUCGUCUAUAUACACUGCAGUGGCAACAGACGGUGAUCAUGAUAGUCUAGCCUAUUCAAUCACACGGGGAAACAGUUUAAACAACUCUACAUUCAUUAUAGAUUUUGCAACAGGUGAAGUAAAAGUUGGCUCAUACUUAGACUAUGAUACCAAUCCACAGAGGUAUACACUUACAAUAAGUGUAAGUGAUGUAAUGGACUCUACAAACACUCGUAACACAAACACAAUGACUCUGACUGUGAAACUCUUGGAUGUCAAUGACAACGCUCCUGCGUUCCCACAAAGCUCAUAUACUGUUAAUAUUGACGAAUCAGCUGGCAUUGGUGACAAGGUUGCUGUGUUAAGUGCAACAGAUGCUGAUGCAACCAGCAACGCUGAUAUCUUGUACUCCAUAUCAGGAGGGGAAGGAAUAGAUCUGUUUACCAUUGGUGCAUCAACUGGAGAAAUAUUCACACUUGAUAGUUUGGAUGCGGAAACAAAAUCAUCAUAUGUUAUUCAUGUAAAAGCAAGUGAUCGAGGAACCCCUGCUUUGUCGACGAUAAUUAACGUUGUGGUCAAUGUUAAUGAUGUGAACGAUAAUGUCCCUACGUUUGAACAUGUACUGUACAGUACAAGCAUACUUGAAAACCAACCAGAGAAUACUUUUAUUGCUACAGUAAAUGCAGACGAUGGUGACACUAUGGUAAAUGGUCAGAUAACAUAUAGUAUUCUGAGCAGUACAGAUCCAAAUGGUCAUUUUAAUAUCAAUGCAAGCUCUGGUCUAGUGACAACAAAUGCUAUAUUGGACAGGGAAUCUAUUGACGGGUAUGACUUAGUUAUACUUGCAGUAGACAAUGGCUCCCCUCCACAAACUGGUUCAGCUACUCUUAGCGUUGAUGUGAAAGAUACAAAUGACAAUAGCCCCAUCAUACAUAAUUCCCCAACAACUAUUACGAUUGCAGAAGAUAUUGUCAUUGGUACAGUUGUGGGUGCCAUUAACGCUACAGAUGAUGAUAUAGGAAUUAAUGGAGAGUUGAAAUUUUACAUUGUUAACGGAGAUCCUCGUAAGAACUUUAAUGUAGAUAUCAAUAGCGGACAAAUAUCAGUAUUCUCAAAUUUGGACAGGGAAACUUCUUCCGUGUAUGUUUUGAGUACUAAAGUAGAAGAUAAAGGCAGUCCAAAAUCAACAACAACCGGAUGUACCACUGUUUCCAUAACGGAUAUUAAUGACAAUCGUCCAGUUUUCCCUCUUCCAAAGUAUGAGUUCAACUUACCAGAAGAUGUUGCUUUACUGACGAGUGUAGGUCAAGUAACAGCCGGCGAUGCAGACUUUGGUCUAAAUGCAGCAAUUGAAUAUUCUAUAAUUGAUGGUGAUAUAAACAAUGUUUUUACCAUUAAUGUCAACACAGGUUCCAUAACAACAAACAGAUUGCUGGAUUUUGAAACGAGUUCAGUUUAUAAAUUGGUGAUCCGGGCAAGCGAUAGAGGGAUACUCUCAUUGUCGUCUACAAUCGUUUCUUAUAUUACCAUCGAAAAUGUAAAUGAACGUCCACCUGUUUUUAUACCUUCUGCUGUAUAUACAGUUUCUGUUAGUGAAUCUGCCAAAUUUGGUGACACUGUGAUAGCCAUUCAGGCUGAGGAUCCUGAUCAGGAGAGUGUUAUAUAUACGAUAUUAUCAGGAGAUCCAAUGGGUUUAUUCACAAUUGAUUUCAAUAGUGGAAUGGUUUCGUUAAUUGGUGUGUUGGACAGAGAAAUUUCACCGAGUUACACACUAAUUAUCAAGGCUGAUGAUGGCAGAGGCCUUACAAAUGAUGCUAUAUUAAAUAUCGCUAUUGUUGAUGUUAAUGAUAACGAACCCGAAUGCCUUGAAUCUCAUAUCGUAGAAUACAUACCUGAAAAUGUAAAUAACUGGUAUGAAGUGACAACUGCCACGUGUACAGAUGUGGACAUGGGUAGAAAUGCAGAUUUGAGAUAUGCUAUCACUUCAGGAAAUCUUGGAAAUGUAUUUUCAAUUAAUCCUUCAUCCGGUGUAGUUAAUGUUAUGAACAAUUUAGAUUACGAAUCGAUUACUGAAUACCAGCUCACUAUAACUAUAACAGAUACUAUGGGAGCAAUAACAAGAUCGACUCUUUCAAGCACCAUACUGCUGUCGGUGUAUGUGACGAGAGUGAAUGACUUUGAUCCAACUUUUACUACACCAGCGGGUGGGUACCUAACAAACAUAUCAGAGUCAUUGGCUGUCGGCCAACACGUCUUACAAGUAACUGCUACCGACGCUGACAGGGGUGUGGAUGGAGAUCUAAAGUACACAAUCAUAAGUGACAGAGAAGUUGAUGAUGCUUUUACUCUACGGAUAAAAGCUGAAGAUAGUGCAGUAAAUGCAACAAUGAGACGUUAUGUUGAAGAAACCGUCAAAGUGUAUGUAGACGAUGAAAAUGAUAACAUUCCUUUAUUUACUCCAUCCGCAUAUUCAACAACAGUUCUUGAGGGAGAACCAAUUGGAGCGAGUAUUACGUUGCUUACUGUGACUGAUGCUGAUAUUGGUACCAAUGGUGAUGUUAAUCUCGUCAUCAGUGAAGGAAACUCAAAUGCGGUAUUUCUACUCGAUGGUAACACGUUAAAGAUUCAGAGGAAGCUAGACCAUGAAUUAAGACCCCGGCAUAACCUCAAGAUAAUGGCAACUGAUGCAGGACAUCCACCUUUGUCCUCCAUUGCGACUGUGUCUGUGUCAGUCCUGUCACAAAAUGAAUUUGUUCCACAAUUUGUUGACAAUGCCACAAGGACAAUAACAAUUCCAGAGAACAUAGCAAUCAAUUCAGUAAUUUACGAAGCUUCGGCAACUGAUUUUGAUAAAGGAAUACAUGGUGAUCUUACCUACUCUAUAACAAGUGGGGUCGAGAAUAAUGAGUUUAUUAUGGAUUACACAACGGGGAUACUUUCGGUUGGAAGUGUUCUUGACUAUGAUGUCCCUCCUAAGGCAUAUACGCUUACAUUAUCUGUUGUUGACACUGGAGAUGUGACAUACAGCGCAACGAUGACUCUGGUAAUAACACUAAGUGAUAUCAAUGAUAACCCACCUACAUUCUCCAACCGUAUGUACAAACUCUCAAUCCUAGAGGACACUCCAGCAGGAACAAAUGUCACUAUUAUAACUGCUUAUGACAUCGAUUCAGCAGGCCCUAAUAAUACUAUAGCAUAUAGAAUAGUUGGUGGAGAUACCGUUAACAAGUUUAUGGUUCAUGCAGAAGAUGGGACGAUAGGUUCCAUAACAGAACUAGACCGGGAAUCACAAGAAUCAUACCUUAUGUACAUAAUGGCCACGGAUGCUGGUACUCCUGCUCUAUCAAGUAUGGCAGCAGUAAGCAUUACACUAAUUGACGUUAAUGACAAUUCACCAGUGUUCCAACUGGAAACAUACGAGGCCACUGUUCGAGAGAAUCGAGCCAGGGGAGAACAGGUCGUGUAUGUGUUGGCAACAGAUGAGGAUGCUGGGCUAAAUAGUAAGGUGACAUAUAACAUCAGUGCACAGUCUGACCCCAAUGGCCACUUCUACGUUGAUGAUAAUACCGGUAGGAUACACACAACAGCUAGUCUAGAUAGGGAAAGUAUUGACAGGUAUACUUUAAUUGUACUGGCAGCUGAUAGCGGAUUACCCUCUCUUACUAGUUCAGCAACUGUUACAGUUAAUGUAGCUGAUGAGAACGAUAAUGACCCAAUCUUUAAAGACCUGCCAUAUAGAACUAGCAUACAUGAAAACACCACACGAUUAGCACAAGCGUUACAAAUCAACGCUGUGGAUUAUGACACUGAACAAAAUGCCAUGCUUAUAUAUAGGAUUCAUAGUGGUAACAUUAAUGGUGAUUUCACUAUCAAUUCUAUGUCUGGUAGCAUCACCAUUGAAAAGGAACUUGACAGAGAAAGAAUCAAUCAGUAUAAGAUAGUGGUCGCGGCUGAAGACACUGGUAUCCCUGUAAGGUCAGACACUGCCACAGCAACCAUUACAGUUCUAGAUAACAACGAUAACCCUCCCGCAUUCACAAGUGACUCCUAUACAUUAUAUGUGAGUGAGAACACUCCAUUAUUGUCCAUAGUGGGGACUAUCACGGCAACAGACCCUGACAUCAACAAUAAUGGCGCCAUCCAGUAUGAAAUAUCUGAGGUUAUAUCUGGAUUUAAUAAUUUCAUUAUCGAUUCAGCAAUGGGAGUUAUUAAAACGAAUCAUGUGUUAAAUCGUGAACACACACACAGAUAUGAACUCCGAUGCAUCGCAAAAGACAAUGGUGAACCAGUGUUAACUGGCACUACGACUGUAACCAUUAUCGUUGAAGAUCUAAAUGACAAUGCACCUCUGUUCAACCAGGCACAGUAUGACAUUACCAUAGUAGAGAACACACAAGUCGGAAAUGUCAUAUUCCAAGUUCAAGCCACUGAUAUGGAUCUAUCAAACAAUGCAAAUUUAAUCUACUCCUUGGCACC